Bipolaris maydis ATCC 48331 is the source of this 6160-nucleotide messenger RNA. The record is from RefSeq and is a predicted model, not a curated record. Lineage: Eukaryota; Fungi; Ascomycota; Dothideomycetes; Pleosporales; Pleosporaceae.
AUGUCCGGACAUCCGCAGGGAGGCCACUACGACGAUGGCUACGGCCAGGCUCCUGCCCAGGGCCAUGGCCAGCAAGGCCAGGACGCAUAUUAUCACGAUGACCAGUACGCCCAGUAUCAUGAUGACCGCUCUCACGGCCAGUAUGCUCAGGGCCAGCACGGUGACGCCUAUUACGAUGAGUCAGCUUAUUACGAUGGCCAGCACGGCGGCCAAUACCAACAAAAUGGCUACUACGACGACCGAGGCCAGCAGGGCUACCAGGACGAGUACUACUCUGACCAGUACUACGACCAAGGUGGCGCGCAUGAUGGUCAACCUCCCCGCCGCCGCAAUGAUUCCGAGGAAGACUCUGAGACCUUCAGUGACUUCACGAUGCGCUCCGACAUGGCUCGUGCUACCGACAUGGACUACUACGGCCGUGGCGACGAGCGCUACAACAGCUACGCUGAAGGAAACCGCGGAUAUCGCCCUCCCUCGUCUCAAGUUUCUUACGGGGGCAACCGCUCCUCUGGUGCUUCGACCCCAAUCUACGGCAUGGACUAUUCCAACGCUCUGCCCGCUGGUCAGCGAUCUCGCGAGCCCUACCCGGCCUGGACUGCUGAAGCUCAGAUUCCUUGCACAAAGGAGGAGAUUGAGGACAUCUUCCUCGAUCUGACCGCCAAGUUCGGCUUCCAGCGUGACAGCAUGCGGAACAUGUACGACCACUUGAUGACUCUGCUCGAUUCACGUGCAUCCCGCAUGUCGCCCAACCAGGCGCUGCUGUCUCUCCACGCCGACUACAUCGGCGGUGAGAAUGCCAACUACCGCCGCUGGUACUUUGCGGCCCAUCUUGAUCUGGACGACGCGGUUGGCUUCGCUAACAUGAACCUUGGAAAGGCCAACCGCCGAACUCGCAAGGCUCGCAAAGCUGCAAAGGCCAAGGCGGCCGCUGAGGGCGGUAACGAGCAAGAGACACUCGAUGCUUAUGAGGGAGAUAACAGCCUCGAGGCUGCUGAAUACCGCUGGAAGACUCGGAUGAACCGCAUGUCGCAGCACGACCGUGUGCGCCAGAUUGCGCUCUACCUCCUCUGCUGGGGUGAAGCCAACCAGGUCCGUUUCAUGCCUGAGCUCACGUGCUUCAUUUUCAAGUGCGCCGAUGACUACCUCAACUCGCCAGCUGGCCAGGCUCAAACCGAGCCAGUUGAAGAGCUGACUUACCUCAACAACAUCAUCACGCCCCUCUACCAGUACUGCCGUGACCAAGGUUACGAGAUUCAAGAUGGCAAGUACGUUCGUCGCGAGCGUGAUCACGCGGCCAUUAUUGGUUACGACGACAUGAACCAGCUGUUCUGGUACCCUGAGGGUCUUGAGCGCAUUGUUUUCGAGGACAAGUCUCGCCUGGUCGACAUUCCUCCGGCUGAGCGAUACCUGAAGCUCAAGGAUGUCGUUUGGAAGAAGGUGUUCUUCAAGACGUACUAUGAGCGCCGUUCUUGGUUCCACAUGGUUAUCAACUUCAACCGUAUCUGGGUCAUUCACUUGUGUUCUUUCUGGUUCUACACCGUCGCCAACUCCCAGCCAGUCUACACCAAGAACUACCAGCAACAGUUGAACCAGUCGCCAGAAAAGGCAGCCACCCUGUCCGCCGUCGCUCUGGGAGGUGGUCUCGCUUCGUUCAUUCAAAUCUUUGCUACCAUUUGCGAGUGGUGCUACGUCCCUCGUAAAUGGGCAGGUGCUCAGCACUUGACCAAGCGUCUCCUCUUCCUCCUCCUCGUCUUCGUUGUCAACGUCGCUCCUAGCGUUUACAUCUUUGGCUUGGACAAGCGCACUGGUACCAUCGCGAACGUUCUCAGCGGUGUUCAGCUCGCUAUUGCUCUCGUUACCUACGUCUUCUUCUCAGUCAUGCCUAUUGGCGGUCUCUUCGGUAGCUACCUGACACGCAACUCUCGCAAGUAUGUUGCCAGUCAGACUUUCACUGCUAGCUACCCCCGCCUCACUGGUAAUGACAUGUGGAUGUCCUAUGGUCUGUGGGUCCUUGUCUUUGCGGCCAAGCUGGCUGAGUCUUACUUCUUCUUGACUCUGUCCAUCAAGGAUCCCAUUCGUAUCCUUUCCCACAUGCAGAAGCCCAACUGCUUGGGAGAUGCCAUCCUUAAGGACAUGCUUUGCAAGUACCAACCUCGAAUCCUGCUCGGUCUCAUGUACUUCAUGGACUUGAUUCUCUUCUUCUUGGACUCCUACCUGUGGUACAUCAUUGCCAACAUGUUGUUCUCCGUCUCUCGCUCCUUCUACCUUGGUGUGUCCAUCUGGACUCCUUGGAGGAACAUCUUCUCUCGUCUGCCAAAGCGUAUCUACUCAAAGGUCCUGGCAACGACUGACAUGGAGAUCAAGUACAAGCCCAAGGUUCUCAUCUCGCAGAUUUGGAACGCCAUUGUCAUCUCCAUGUACCGCGAGCAUCUCCUCGCCAUUGACCACGUCCAGAAGCUUCUGUACCACCAGGUUCCAUCUGAGCAAGAGGGCAAGCGCACCCUUCGUGCACCUACCUUCUUCGUGUCCCAAGAAGAUCACUCGUUCAAGACCGAGUUCUUCCCAGCACAGAGUGAAGCUGAGCGUCGUAUCUCUUUCUUCGCCCAGUCUUUGUCCACUCCCAUCCCGGAGCCUCUCCCUGUCGACAACAUGCCUACUUUCACCGUCCUGAUUCCCCACUACGGUGAGAAGAUCUUGUUGUCUCUCCGUGAGAUUAUCCGUGAGGAUGAGCCCUACUCCCGUGUCACCCUUCUCGAGUACCUCAAGCAACUCUACCCUCACGAGUGGGACUGCUUCGUCAAGGACACCAAGAUUCUCGCCGAUGAAACCUCUCAGUUUAACGGCGAUGAUGAGAAGAACGAGAAGGAUACCGCUAAGAGCAAGAUUGACGAUCUUCCCUUCUACUGCAUUGGUUUCAAGUCUGCCGCUCCCGAAUACACGCUCCGAACUCGUAUUUGGGCCUCUCUUCGUUCCCAGACUCUUUACCGUACCAUCUCUGGUUUCAUGAACUACAGCCGUGCCAUCAAGCUUUUGUACCGUGUCGAGAACCCCGAGGUCGUCCAGAUGUUCGGUGGCAACUCUGACAAGCUGGAGCGCGAACUCGAGCGCAUGGCCAGGCGCAAGUACAAGAUUUGCGUGUCUAUGCAGCGUUACGCCAAGUUCAACAAGGAGGAACGCGAGAACACCGAGUUCCUUCUCCGUGCCUACCCUGACCUGCAAAUUGCCUACCUUGAUGAAGAGCCACCUGCGACUGAGGAUGAAGAGCCUCGCAUCUACUCUGCUCUGAUUGACGGUCACUCUGAGAUCAUGGAGAAUGGCAUGCGUCGUCCCAAGUUCCGCAUUCAACUCUCUGGCAACCCUAUUCUCGGUGACGGCAAGUCUGACAACCAGAACCACUCUAUCAUCUUCUACCGUGGAGAGUACAUCCAGCUUAUCGACGCCAACCAGGACAACUACCUUGAGGAGUGUCUCAAGAUCCGCAGCGUAUUGGCCGAGUUCGAGGAGUUGACCACUGACAAUGUCUCGCCCUACACCCCUGGCCUUCCCAACACCAACUUCAACCCGGUCGCCAUUCUCGGAGCUCGUGAAUACAUUUUCUCUGAGAACAUUGGUAUCCUUGGUGACAUUGCUGCCGGAAAGGAACAGACAUUCGGUACUAUGUUUGCUCGUACUUUGGCUCAAAUCGGUGGCAAGCUCCAUUACGGUCAUCCUGAUUUCCUUAACGGUAUCUUCAUGACUACCCGUGGUGGUGUCUCCAAGGCGCAAAAGGGUCUUCAUCUGAACGAAGAUAUUUACGCUGGUAUGUCCGCUCUUCUCCGUGGUGGUCGCAUCAAGCACUGCGAGUACUACCAGUGUGGUAAGGGUCGUGAUCUUGGUUUUGGCUCCGUUCUCAACUUCACGACCAAGAUUGGUACUGGUAUGGGUGAACAGAUGUUGUCCCGCGAGUACUACUACUUGGGUACGCAACUGCCUCUUGACCGCUUCCUGUCCUUCUACUACGCCCACGCCGGUUUCCACGUCAACAACAUGUUCAUUAUGUUGUCGGUCCAGUGCUUCAUGUUCGUCCUCAUCAACCUUGGUGCCCUUAACCACGAGAUCAUUCUCUGCCAGUUCAACAAGGACAUCCCCAUCACGGACCCGCAAUGGCCCAAUGGCUGUGCUAACCUUGUUCCUGUCUUUGACUGGGUCGCUCGUUGUAUCGUCUCCAUCUUCAUUGUGUUCUUCAUUUCGUUCGUUCCCCUCGUGGUUCAAGAACUGACUGAACGUGGUUUCUGGCGUUCCGCGACGCGUCUGGCCAAGCACUUUGCUUCUGGAUCGCCUUUCUUCGAGGUUUUCGUCACCCAGAUCUACGCCAAUGCCCUCCACACCAACUUGUCAUAUGGUGGUGCUCGUUACAUUGGUACUGGUCGUGGUUUUGCCACAGCACGUAUCCCAUUCGGUAUUCUCUUCUCUCGAUUUGCCGGUCCGUCCAUCUACAUUGGUGCUCGUUCCUUGAUGAUGAUCAUCUUCGCUUCCAUCACCGUCUGGGGACCAUGGCUCAUCUACUUCUGGGCAUCCACGCUAUCUCUGUGCCUUGCGCCUUUCCUCUUCAACCCCCACCAGUUCUCUUGGGACGACUUCUUCAUCGACUACAGGGAGUACCUCCGCUGGCUGUCUCGAGGCAAUACCCGUUCGCACAGCGCUUCUUGGAUUGGAUACUGCCGUCUCUCUCGUACGCGUAUCACUGGUUUCAAGCGCAAGGCUCUUGGUGACCCCUCUGCCAAGCUUUCUGGCGAUGUUCCUCGUGCCAACUUCACCAACAUCUUCUUCAGCGAGGUUCUCGGUCCUCUAGUCUUGGUUGCCAUCACCGUUGUGCCUUACCUGUUCAUCAACGCUCAAACCGGUGUCACUGACAAGCGCGAUACUUCCAAGGAGCCCGCCGGUCUUCCUGACCCAAAGCCAACUGGUGCCUUGGUCCGCAUUGGUAUCAUUGCCUUAGGUCCCGUGGCUGUCAACGCUGGUGUUCUUGGUGGCAUGUUUGCUCUGGCUUGUUGUGCGGGUCCCCUGCUCAGCAUGUGCUGCAAGAAGUUUGGUGCGGUCCUUGCUGCCAUCGCUCACGCCAUUGCCGUCAUUGUACUCCUCGUCUUCUUCUUGGUCUUGAUGUUCCUUGAGGGUUUCAGCUUCCCCAGAGCCCUAUCUGGUAUGAUCGCUGUCGUCGCCAUCCAGCGAUUCUUCUUCAAGCUCAUCAUCGUCCUGGCGUUGACCCGUGAGUUCAAGGCCGACACUGCCAACAUUGCCUGGUGGACUGGAAAGUGGUACACUAUGGGAUGGCACACCAUCUCCCAGCCUGGCCGUGAAUUCCUCUGCAAGAUCACCGAGCUUGGUUUCUUUGCUGCUGACUUCAUUCUUGGCCACUGCCUCUUGUUCUUUAUGCUGCCCAUGUUGCUUGUUCCUUAUGCCGACACAUUCCACUCGGUUAUGCUCUUCUGGCUCCGACCAAGUCGUCAAAUUCGCCCUCCAAUCUACUCGCUCAAGCAGACCAAGCUUCGCAAGCGCCGCGUUGUCCGCUAUGCCAUUCUGUACUUUGUCAUCCUUGUCGUGUUCCUCGCAUUGAUCAUUGGUCCUAUUGUUGGCGCCAAGUUCAUCACGAUCCCAGCCAGCCUUGGAAAUUCUCUUCCCAUGGAGAUUAUGCAACCCACUGGCUACAACAAUAACGACACGACGACAAGUACGACUGGCAGGUGUAUCCGCGGUGCAUGCCCGGUAUGGAACGGCGGCGACGCCGACUCGACGGGAGGUGGUGGUGGAGCCGCCGCCACCGAUACUGCUGCCCGCCGAUUCCGUCGGUACAUGGCAUACUAAAAAAGUACAAUUUGUGGAUCCUUGUUUACUACCUUUGCACCUUGUAUUGUACGACAUGGGCGAAGCAUGAGCGUGAUUACCAAUUUUUGGGUCCUGUAAUGACUGUAAUAUUCGGGUCGAGCGUUCGAUUUCAUCUUUCUGAUUGGGCGUUUGGUGGCAGGCAUGGAAGUGUCCAUAGCCCUGCUUUCUCUCUUUUUGAACAAUCAUGUCUGCUUCCGCAGCAGGCUUGACUGCACAUACACUACAAAUGGGGGUUGUUUUGGUUCAUCAUGGGCAGGCGAAUAUAUUAGAAAGCGAAAUGCAUUACUGUUGAAUAUUU